Oncorhynchus keta (chum salmon) is the source of this 2902-nucleotide messenger RNA. RefSeq lists its product as uncharacterized. The coding region runs from base 103 to 957 and encodes 284 amino acids. The transcript is spliced from 2 exons. The record is from RefSeq and is a predicted model, not a curated record. NCBI's taxonomy places the organism in Eukaryota, Metazoa, Chordata, Actinopteri, Salmoniformes, Salmonidae.
UCCCCAGGAGGACUCUGCCGAGCAGUUUGACCGCCUGCUGGAGGACAUCAUGAUGGGCCUAGACUUCGCCUGUGGUGGUUGCCAGGAUCAGCUCCUAGCGCCAUGGACGCUGUUACUGAGGUGACCGGUGCGGGUGACCGUUCUGGAAGUGCCAAGUCUUCUUCAGAAGUGGGGCUGCAGCAGCAUGUGGAGGGUGAGCUGAGUGACAUCCAGGACCACUUCCUUAGGUCGUUUGAGCAGCAGGUGGCAGCAUCCAACCCAGUGGCACAGGGAGAGGGAGAGGGGUCUCGGAGCACAGCCAGCCUCUCGGAGCCUUACACCGCUCUCAGGAACUAUAGUGGAGCCCAGAUGGUGACCAGCACAGCUGAACACAGAACUCAGAGCACUCAAGUCAGAGAAGAGCAGAGCUACACACACACAGCCUAUACACACCCCUCUUACGCUGGGCAGAGUAACACACACGUGGCCCAGGUAUACAUCCCUCAACCAGAACCCAGCUACACACACACAGCCCACAUAGAGCAGUGUAUCACAGUCACACACCCCGCAAACACACACCUCCCUCUCUCUCACACAUCACCUCUUCCAUACUCAACUCCUAACAGUGUCCAGCCCACCUCAGCUCUACCCCCUACCAGUCUGCCACCUAGCCCAGGGGAAGUGAGGAGGGUGAUGACCAGAAGACGGUUGCGAGGCGAGAUCAACAUCCAACCUAUAGUCAGGCCCAAGAAACGUCAUGGGGAGAGGAACAUAGACAGGACCAGACUACUAAUCAAGAAGAGGAAGAGGAUAAAGAAAGGGUACUCCAUGAAUACGAGGAACUGCUGGAUGUGGAUGAUGUGUUGCUGGGUGUGUCUGUCCGUACAGGCGAGGAGCUAUGCCAACCCGAGGAUGCUGCCAGGGAAACGCCUACCCCCCAGCAAACUGCCCAAUCAGGUCGGUCGGCUGAGAAGAUAAAAUCUCAGACCAAGGCCCGGCCAGCAGCAGUCUGACACUACCAAGAAAACCCCACCCCUACCCAAUCCCCCGAUCAGCCUAAUCAGAACCACAGAGAAGCUCAGAGGUCAGAGUGCUCAGCCAAUCAGACAGAGCGAGGAGGUUGUGUGGGGAGUGUCUGGGGCAGUGGCUAUUGUGAAGAGAGGGAGAGGCAGACCACCCAGAAAGAGAAACGUCAAUGGUGUGUGUGCAAAGGUUACAACUGCUCCAGUUCCACCAGAACAGACAAGCCGAGGGGCAGAAACAAAGAAGAGGAGGAGGGAAGAAGCCUCAGCUGGAGUGGGAGAAAGGAUCAGACCCAGCAAGGACAAGAGAGAAGAGUAGGAGAGUAAAGGAGUCAGAGGAGGAAAGGUGGAAGGGAAGGAAGGAGACAGAGAGACCAAGUGUGCAGGUCCAGAAGUAGAAGUAGUCCCACUGGUCCAAACGCUCUCAGAACCUCACCCUCCCAUCUCCGUUCCAGAAUCCCCAGCCUGUGGAGAGCAGGUACACCCUGAGGACAGAGAGGAGUCUGGGAAAGAAGUGACAACCUCCUCAGCCUUCCAGAAGACUAGGGAAGUCCUGCAGACACUGCAGAAUGAAAGAUGGAGAGGAAACGGGAUGGGCCAUUUUUAAACCACAAAAGACCGAUCAGACAGAAGAGAGGGAGACACGGAUGGACAAAAUAGAUGUUGAAGACAUCAGAGCGAUAGAUAAUUCUGAUGAAAAUAUUGACAUAGAUGGAGAUGGAGAAGAAUGGAUGACAGACAGAGCAGAAAAACAGACCGAACUCCACAACCCACCAAUCCAAAUCGGAGAAUGGAAGGUCACGGUUCAGAUGCAUUCUGGGAUAGUAAAGCCUCCAGUCUCCCAUCCUUCACGUUCCAUCCGAGAGGUGGACAUCGAAGGGUCAACAGGAAGCUGGGAGGAAGAGGAGGAAGUGGAUGUGUUGGGGGGCUUUAGCGCCUCCCCUGUCCCUCCUAUCAUACUGCCUGGCUCCUGGGGGGAGGGGCUUGGUUCUGAGGAGGAAGAGGAGAUUGAUGUCAUUGGAGGAGAGUUGGACCACACCCCUUUUAUUUAAUCUCUGCUCGUACUGAGUGCAUACACACGGUAGCCUACAUUAUCAAUCAGAUUAUCACACUCUACUCUAAUCUGAGGUUUCUUUGCUUUUACACUAACUAUGACCAUGUCCCUCCUAUCCCUGUUUCCCUAGUGUGACCAACAUCUUCCCCCUGCUAGGAGACUGGGAUAUGGACAAACUGCUGUAUGUGGACCAUCUCACAGUACAGAAUCAAUGAGGGGCUGCCACAUAGACAGCCGUGGCAUAACGACAAGGAAUGUACAGAUUUCUGCUUGAUGGAGAAGCAUGAUUGUGUGGUUGAGUUCCUCCAAGUUACCAAUUGUUAAUCAAAAGAGGAUGAAUGGAUGUUUUUUAAAAAUUUGGGACGUUUUUGUUGUACCUUUUUUCUACCUCACCUUGUCUUUAGAGCUCUGUGCUUGAGUUGUAGUUUUCAGCACUUAGAUCGUCAAAUAUGAACGUGUUUUACACUGUGGGUCAGUUGUGCUCUGUUUAAGUCUACAUCUCACUGCCCAGACCUUUACAACAUCAUUGUGUUAAAGCUUUCAAUGACCCGUGUAGAAAAACACCAGCUAUAUUUGCCUUUUGUGCAGAGGAGUUUGGGUUCAUUCAUAUACCAAACGUUUCAUUGUGAGUUGCCAACAAAUCAGGUUUUACACUGCUUGUUAGUUCAGUUUCACAGGAAUUUACGACUUUCAUUGGUUGAGUGUCAAUCAUCACAGGCCUACAUCUUCCGAUUCUGCUUUGGAUUGUUCUAGAAUGGAAUCACAUCAUGUUUGUCAUUAUUACUGUUCUCCCCAGGUGUUUGACUGUUUUCUGUUUAAAAAACAGAUUAAAGAUGUUCUUAACGUG